This is a messenger RNA of Naumovozyma dairenensis CBS 421, 1830 nucleotides long. RefSeq names its product amino acid permease. Gene Ontology annotation, cellular component: membrane. The record is from RefSeq and is a predicted model, not a curated record. Gene Ontology annotation, molecular function: amino acid transmembrane transporter activity. The transcript has a single exon. Gene Ontology annotation, biological process: amino acid transmembrane transport. Lineage: Eukaryota; Fungi; Ascomycota; Saccharomycetes; Saccharomycetales; Saccharomycetaceae. The coding region runs from base 1 to 1830 and encodes 609 amino acids.
AUGACUAAAAAAAGUCCUCUAAAUAAAGCUUACUGGUCAGACAUGAUUGACGGUUUCAAAUCCACUCCAGAUGACGCACAUUCAGAACAAGAAGGAGAAACCUCCUUCUCAAAUAUAAGGUCUUUUACAUCAUCUCCAAUACCAGAGAAAUCUUCAGACAACAUGACAACAUAUGUAACUGACUCAAAGACUAAAGAAGGAGGUUCAGAAAAGAAUAUUGAAACAACACCGUCUGAACAAUUCUCAAUUGCCAAAGAGGAUAUAAAUGAAAACCUAAAUAAAGAUCUAUCAAUCCGUCACUUAAUUACCCUAGCAGUCGGUGGGUCCAUCGGGGUUGGUUUAUUCGUCAAUUCCGGUGCUGCAUUAGCAUCAGGAGGUCCAGCAUCAUUAGUCAUAGAUUGGGUUAUUAUCAGUACAUGUUUAUUUACAGUCAUUAAUGCAUUAGGUGAACUAGCAGCAGCAUAUCCCGUAGUUGGUGGUUUCAAUGUCUAUAUCACUAGAUUCGUCGAUCCAUCUGUUGCAUUCGCUAUUAAUUUGAAUUACUUAGCGCAAUGGUUAGUCCUUUUACCUUUGGAAUUAGUGGCUGCAUCAAUAACCAUCAAAUAUUGGAAUGAUACAAUUAAUUCAGAUGCUUGGGUCGCCAUCUUCUAUUCCGUUAUCGCAUUAGCUAAUAUGUUAGAUGUCAAAUCAUUCGGUGAAACAGAAUUUGUCUUGUCAAUGGUUAAGAUUCUAGCAAUUAUUGGAUUUACAAUUCUAGGGAUUGUAUUGGCUUGUGGUGGUGGCCCUCAAGGGGGCUUCUUAGGUGGUCAUUAUUGGCAUGAUCCUGGUUCAUUUGUUGGAGAUAAACCAGGAACCCAGUUUAAAGGUUUAUGUUCAGUAUUCGUUACGGCAGCGUUUUCCUAUUCUGGUAUUGAAUUGACAGCUGUCUCUGCUGCUGAAAGUAAAGAUCCAAGAAAGACCAUCCCAAAAGCUACCAAGAGAACAUUUUGGUUAGUCACUGCAUCUUAUGUCACUAUUUUAACAAUCAUCGGUUGUUUGGUACCAUUUGAUGAUCCAAGAUUAUUAAACGGUUCAAGUUCAGUUGAUGCAGCAGCAUCACCAUUAGUUAUUUCUAUCAAAAAUGCUGGUAUUAAAGGUCUAGAUUCUUUAAUGAAUGCCAUUAUUUUAAUAUCUAUUGUUUCUGUGGCUAAUAGUGCAGUGUAUGCCUGUUCAAGGUGUAUGGUUUCCAUGGCUCAUAUUGGGAACUUACCAAAAGUUUUAAGUCGUGUUGAUAAAAGAGGUAGACCUGUCAAUGCUAUUCUAUCCACAUUAUUCUUCGGUCUUCUAUCUUUUAUUGCUGCAAGCGAUAAACAAGCAGAAGUUUUCACUUGGUUAAGUGCAUUAUCCGGGUUAUCUACAAUUUUUUGUUGGAUGGCUAUUAACUAUUCUCAUAUUAGAUUCCGUGCUGCUAUGAAAGUCCAAAAUAAAACUUUAGAUGAAUUACCAUACCUAUCACAAUGUGGUGUUAUAGGUUCCUGGUAUGGUGUGAUUGUAUUAUUUUUAGUCUUGGUUGCAUCCUUUUGGACCUCAUUGUUUCCACUAGGAAGUGGUACAGCAGAUGUCACAUCUUUCUUCGAAGGUUAUUUAUCUUUACCAAUUUUAAUUGCUUGUUACGUUGGCCAUAAGUUAUACGUAAGAAAUUUGCAAGUACUUGUUAAAUUAGAGGAUAUGGACCUUGAAACAGGAAGAAAACACAUAGACGCACAUGAACACAGGGCUGAAAUCCUGGCAGAAAAGGCAGCAUUAUCACAAAAAUCAUUCAUUAAAAGAUUCUGGCAUGUUUGGUGUUGA